This is a messenger RNA of Amorphotheca resinae ATCC 22711, 298 nucleotides long. RefSeq lists its product as hypothetical. The coding region runs from base 1 to 279 and encodes 92 amino acids. The record is from RefSeq and is a predicted model, not a curated record. Gene Ontology annotation, molecular function: structural constituent of ribosome. Gene Ontology annotation, cellular component: ribosome. Gene Ontology annotation, biological process: translation. The transcript is spliced from 3 exons. Lineage: Eukaryota; Fungi; Ascomycota; Leotiomycetes; Helotiales; Amorphothecaceae.
AUGACGAAGAGAACCAAGAAGGUCGGCGUGACCGGUAAAUACGGUACCAGAUACGGUGCCUCCCUCCGAAAGCAGGUCAAGAAGAUGGAAAUCACCCAACACGCCAGAUACGUCUGCACCUUCUGCGGAAAGACCACCGUCAAGAGACACUCUGUUGGUAUCUGGGACUGCAAGUCGUGCCACAAGACCGUCGCUGGAGGAGCCUACACCGUGUCAACACCCGCAGCUGCUGCCAUGCGAUCAACGCUUCGACGAUUGAGGGAAAUUGCUGAGGUUUAAAUGGGACACGGAUGGUGAU